Molecule: messenger RNA, 4982 nt
Organism: Nomascus leucogenys (northern white-cheeked gibbon)
Lineage: Eukaryota; Metazoa; Chordata; Mammalia; Primates; Hylobatidae
Gene: CCDC175
Product: coiled-coil domain containing 175
Exons: 17
Coding region: 2828-4810 (660 amino acids)
Source: RefSeq, a predicted model, not a curated record
UAUUCUGUCACUGCUCUGGAGGCUAGAAGUCCAAAAUCAAGGUGUUGGCAGGGCCCUGCUCUCUUUGUCGGCUCUAAGGGAGAACCCUUCCUUGCCUCUUCUAAUGUCCGCAUUUGUCAGCCAUCCUUGGUGCUCCCGACUUGCAGAUGGGAUACUCCAGUCACUGGGUACCGCCUCCCUGUGUCAUAUUGUCUUCCUUCUGUGUCCAAAUUUCCCCUUUGAAUAAGGACACCUGUCAUAGUGGAAUAGGGCGCACCCUAAGGACCUCAUUUUAACUUGAUUAUCUCUAUAAAGACCCUGUUUCCAGUAAGGUCACAUUUCUGAGGUACAGGGGUUUGGGGCUUCAACAUACCUGGUUUAGGGGUGGUGCACAGUUCCACCUGACACCACCUCAGGGCUCAUAUGGGCCCUUACCCUACUAUAAAGACUUCCUCCUGGUGUAGAUCCCAAACCUAUCUCUGCAUUUUGUUUCUCUCUCUAGGGAAUCACUGCUGAGAAGUAGUCCCACAGCUUUCUACCUCACCCAAAUGCAUGUGGGGUGUGGUCGAUUGCUGGGCCUUGCUUCACGGCUGUGAGGUUCUAGCAAUCACCACAUUGUCCUUGAAUAGGGCUGCUCUGAGCAUCAGAAGGUUAGCACUCUCUUCUGUGUGCAGAGAAGCACGUGGGGGAGACAGAGGAGCCACCACUGGAGCUCACACCAAAUGCGGUCGUGGUUGGAGCGGGCUAAAUCCCCUCUGCUGAUCCAGGCAGAAGGGCCACCUGCCUUCAGACGCUGACCCGCUCGCUUCCCUAGUGCUUGAUAUUGGCACCCUCCUCAAGCUCCUCAAUCGGAUUUUUAUUGUAUAAUUUUAUUUUUGUGGUUUAUUUUAUGAUUUUAAAUUUUCCUUAAUUCAGUACAUUUAAUAUUAAAUUCAAUGUUACAAAAUCAGUCUGGCUGGCCACAUUUUCUUUGAUGAGUAAAUUGAAAUGAAUUAAUUUGCAUUCUAGACCAUUAUUGUCUUUGAAAGCAGUUCUGCUAGAAUCAGCUGUGUCUGGUUUCUUGUGGCAGACUGCGACAGUUACUACUUGAGACUGUCACUAUGACAGUUAGUACUGUUACUACUUGAGACCAUCAUUACGAGACUGAACGAAGGGGGAUGAAUGUAGAAAUAAUAACAAAAAACAACAAAAGAAACUGUGUUAAAGGAAGGUGCCAGGGGAAGAAGAAGAGGGCUCCCUGCUUCUAGUGAGCAAGGGCAGUAGCCCUGAGCUUCUACAGCCCUUUGUAUUUAUUGGGUGGAAAAAGCAGGGAGGAGGAGCUAACGAUUGGUCAGCUGCUUGAUUGAUGACAGGUUCAUAUUAUUGCUAACAGGCUUCAGAUUUGCCUAAUCAUAAGAAACACUUGUGCCUGGGUCGUGUCUGCCCUCAGCAUUCCUUCUGGGUGGCAGAUGCAGUUUGUGAGUUUGCCAACAUUCUGCAUUUAUGAGAAUAGUUUGCUGUUUACUCAUACAGCCUCCAGUGGUAUACUGAGUUGAUCACGACCCUCACUCUUUUGGCCUGCAACAGUUUCUCCCUAAAAUGAUAAAAUGGUCCUUAAGAAUUAACACUUCAUCUUGGCCUGCUUUCUCUAAACAUACAACUGCUCUGAAUUUUGCUUUGUAUGUUUAUGUCUUUAUAAAACAAGAGAAGUCAUCACUAAAUUAUGACAGGAGUCAAAUUCUUAAGUGACUAAUGGCAGCCUAUGUCAAAAUAAUACUCAAAAAUUAAACAGUUCAUAUGAAGGGUAACUUUUUUUCAACCUUUAUUUCUAGCCAUCUCUAACAGAAAUAAGGUAGCCAAAUAUAAUGGACGAGACAUUAACCUUUUUUAAGAAAAUAUUCAGACAUUUUAAGUAACUAGCAUUUUGUAAUAAAACUAUCACAUUGAAUUAUAUAUUCCCCAAAGUGAUUUUUUCAUGAUGCAUUUGACAUGUCAGAAUCAAGAUAUUUAAGACUGCUUUUUAAAAUGUAUUAUCAAAAUUAAAUUUAACUUGUCUUUUAAUAAAAAAUGGUUUUAGCAUCUCCCAGCCAUUUUUCAAGUACUUAAUAAGCUCAGUGGAGGAAACGCUUAUGUUUGGCUUAUGAAUCAAGGUGAUGGUAAAAUGUACUUUGUCAAAAUUCAAGUCGUGAAUAGAUAAUUCUCUCUUUUAUCUUUGUUCCCUUGACUUAUAAAUCCAGGGCCAGUCAAUAAAAAGGGUGUGUGUGUCAUGGAGACAGAGAGAAAUGAACAGGGAAGAGCAUAUGAAAUGGGGUACACAGAUUUGCCUCCAGCUUUCCGGAGUGGUGCUUCGUCCUUUCAGCAAAACAUUCUUGAGGAAUACCUGGCCAGUCCUCACCCACAGUGCCUCUCCAAAGCUCUACACUUCCCUAAGACAUAUUCCUGGAAUGCUUUCACAUCUCUGUGGUUCAAGAGGCACAUGCAACCACGUGGAAGCCCACUGCGCUUCAAGCUCCCACUUCUUCCCUAUCAGGGAAGCUCCCACUGGGAUUAGAGUGUGAAUGUAUACCCCUUCAGUGGAGAUGGUUCAGAAGCCACCUUUGCAAGCAAAGAAUUUCUUUAAUCACAUAUUUCAUCUUAGAAGUUAAUGUGAACUUGUCUGUCAUUGCAUAAGACCUUUGUAUUUACCUUAAUUUAAAAAUUCUUCCCCAUACUUCUGCAUUAAGUUGAUUCAAGGAGAAUAUACCAUGUUUUUCUUUUUACACCAAAUAGCCCUAGUUUGAGAUACAUGGUCUUCAGUACUCAAGAUGCCAUGAAGACAGUUUUGGCUGGGAGAUGAAAUAGAUUUUGACCCUUGAAAGGGGGCUGCAUUAUGACAGCAGACUUGGGAAGACCAUGCUGCAUCUUAGUCAAGCUUGGCUUUCUUCUUCUCAGAAACUCUGUGUCCGUCCUCCAGAAAGGCAGGGAGAAGCAGGAAGAGCUAGCAAGGAAGCAUGCAAGGUUUGUCCUGUCACUCAACCAAACUAUGGAGAAAAAAGCCACCACCACUGUUUACAUAAAUGAGACUUAUACCAAAAUAAACUUGAAGAGAGAAGACAUAGCAUUGCAAAAAAAAUGUAUGCAAGAGACAGAGGAGCUAAUGGAAAAAGAAAGGGCAGAAUAUCUGAUAAGAAAACAAGAGUUGACUGCACAGAUUAAUGAAUUUAAAAAUACCCGUGAAGUAAAGAGAAUGGAGACUUAUGAAAAGAAGAAAGAAUUGGAUAAAUUACAAACUAAAAUGUCAAAAAUAAAAGAAACAGUUACUGUUUCCGCAGCGGUUCUUAGUGAUCACAAUUUAGAGAUAGCACAACUACACGAAUCAAUAAGGUAUUGGGAACAACAGGUCAGUGAGCUAAAGAAAGCCCUUGCAAUUCUGGAGGUGAAACUGUGUUUUUUCACAGAUAACAAAGAAAAACUGGAUGAUACAUCUAAUGAUGAAAAAAAUGAAUUCCUGAACAAGAUAAAACAGCUGGUUGAAACACUGCAUGCUGCUCGUAUGGAAUACAAAGACCUACAAGAGAAAGUGAAAACUCUUACCAGACAAUAUAAGAUUGUUUUAAGUGAGGAAGAAAAAGCUUUUUUGCAAAAACGAAAGAUUCAUGAUGAAAAUCAGAAACAGCUGACAUUUAUUUCUCAGAAAGAAUACUUUCUGUCACAAAAGAGAGUAGACAUCAAAAAUAUGGAAGAAGGACUCGUCACACUCCAGGAACUUCAACGAGCAACAAAAACAGUAUAUCAGCAACAAAUCAAAAUCCUGAGUGCUAACCUGGAAAGAGAAAGUCAGAGAUGUGUUAUAACUCAGUGGAAAAUAGCUUGCUUGAGAAAAAAGCACGCACGUUGGACAGCCAAGAUAAAAGCUGAAAUACAAGCUAUUACAGAAAAAAUUCAGAAUGCAGAAGUUAGACGAACUGAAUUACUUAACGAGACGAGUUCCAGAGAACAGGAGAUCAGUGAAUUUGUGGCACAGAUUGAAAAACUUACAAUAGAAUUAAAAGAAGAGGAGAAAGCAUUUGUUAACAAAGAAAAAAUGUUAAUGAAAGAGUUAAGCAAGUAUGAGGAAAUGUUUGUUAAGGAAACACAAAUUAACAAAGAAAAGGAAGAAGAACUGGUUGAGUGUCUUCCACAACUUCAGGUGGCAGAACAAGAGUAUAAAGAGAAAAAAAGAAAGUUAGAAGAGCUCAGUAAUAUUAUUACAGCACAAAGACAGGAGGAAGAUUUACUGAACAAUCACAUUUUUCUGUUUACAAGGGACUUUUCAAGAUACAUUAGCAACACGGAGGAUAUAAAACAAGAAUUAAAACAAUUACGAGAUCAAGAAAGCAAAAAAACCAAAGAUCAUUUUGAAACUCUAAAGAACUUAGAAAAUGGAUUCUAUAUAAAUGACCAAAAAGCAGAUCUUCUGCUCCUGGAAAAUAAAAAAUUAAAAGAAUACAUUUUAUACUUGAAGAAUAACAUAGAGAAAUACAGAGAAGGACAAGAAGCCCUCAUGCACACCUCAAGUGACUUGUCUCGGCAACUAAUAGCUCAGGAGCCACAAUAUAAGGAUUUGUGGGCUGAAUUUCAGGCCACAGUUAAGAUCUUGGUGGACAAUGGUGAAGAGACCUUGCAAGACAUAAAAAAUCUAACAGACAAGCUGCGCGAAAGAGAUGAAAAAAUGCAGCAUGUCAGCACAUGGCUACAAGGGAGUCUUGAAGGGCUGCGUUUGCUUGUGGAACAGGAAUCACCAAUGGGCCUUCUUAAAAAGAAGAAACACAUUCGUACAAGGGUUCAUUUCCCAGUGGUUAAACGUACUGAGAGAAAUACAUUAACAAAAUAACUCAAAGAUACAACUGCUGUGAAUUCCAAAGACAAACAACUACAGGAAAAGUGAGUGUACUUACUUUCAUAUUUUGCAGCUGUUAAUAGAAGUCUUAAACAUUUAAAAUUUAACUAAUUCACAUAACCUCCACCAAGUAUCAGUAAAUAAAGUUCUAAACAAUAAAGAUGGA